AUGAGCAAGCCUGGAAUUGGACUGAACUCACUUCACAUAGUUUUUAUUCAGAAAUCCUUUGGUGAUAUUGACUAAGAGGAAAGCACAAAAGGAUACUCUGAGAGAACUUUGCUAGAGAAUAAAGUGCGAUUUGCUGAUGACAUUUUGAUUUGCUUUUUUAAUCAAUAGGAGAAGGUAACUUAAAUCAAUGAGGGGAAGAAAAAAACCGUAAAAGAAUUUUUAAAAUGA
This is a messenger RNA of Paramecium octaurelia, 228 nucleotides long. Lineage: Eukaryota; Ciliophora; Oligohymenophorea; Peniculida; Parameciidae. The record is from the annotation of a GenBank genome assembly.